UUUCUGUGUUUUGAUUACAGGAGACCUCUUAAGUACUUGAAUGGGAAGCCUGACUGGGAGAUGUUAGAUUUGCUGAGGGUGGUUUACAAAGUUGUAAUACUGGUUAUUUUCCGAUUAGCCCCUUGUGCCUCCUGCGUUCUGAAUGUGGACAGCUUGAUGGGCUGCUUUCCCUCGAAGACAAGGAAACAUACACCUGGUUAUGAGGAGCCAACAGUUCUUGCCUCGGAAACAUCUUUUACAGUUAGUGAAGUAGAGGCUUUGUUCCAGCUAUUCAGAAAACUAAGCAGUUCCAUUAUUGAUGAUGGACUCAUUAAUAAGGAAGAGUUACAGCUUGCAUUAUUCAGGAACAGAAACAAGAAGAAUCUCUUUGCCGACAGGAUAUUUGACUUGUUUGAUGUAAAACGGAAUGGAGUUAUAGAAUUUGGAGAGUUUGUCCGGUCAUUGAGCAUAUUUCAUCCAGAUGCCCCAGUAUCCGACAAAAUUGAAUUUGCAUUUAGGUUAUACGAUCUGAGGCAGACAGGUUUUAUUGAGAGAGAUGAGCUAAAGGAGAUGGUAGUGGCACUCUUGCAUGAAUCAGAUCUGAUACUUUCGGAGGAUUAUAUAGAACUGAUAGUGGAUAAGACAUAUACAGAUGCAGAUGCAAAAGGGGAUGGAAGAAUUGAUCGAGAGGAAUGGAAGGAAUUUGUAUCAAAAAAUCCUUCUUUGAUUAAAAACAUGACCCUACCAUAUUUGAAGGAUAUAACUUUAGCCUUCCCCAGUUUUGUCCUACAGUCAGAAGUUCAGGAUUUUGAAAUGUAGAGUUUCGUUAUCUCACUUUUUGCAAAAACCAAUUUUGCCGCUAGACUAUUCCCGGGACUGCAAAUGAAUCCUUGUUCCAAAGGCAGAGCAGUAUAAGCUGUGGUUCAGUUCUGGUGUGUCAAUCAUAUUUCCGAGCUUUAAUUUCAUUUCCCAGUGUCUGGUUUCCUAAGUGCAAUAGGUUAGUUGACGAAGUGUUCUUUUAGAAUUAGUUGUGGUUUCAGCAACAUUUCCCAGUGGGAUCACAGUAAGAGCCUAAGAUGGUCUCUGAUUCCUAUUGUUAUCAUGUUAUGUAUAGUCUGGUUUAGUAAUCUAAAUAAUAUUUGGGGAAGACUGAAAUUUGCUUGA
Messenger RNA from Daucus carota subsp. sativus, 1143 nucleotides. RefSeq names its product calcineurin B-like protein 4. Gene Ontology annotation, biological process: calcium-mediated signaling. The coding region runs from base 61 to 798 and encodes 245 amino acids. Lineage: Eukaryota; Viridiplantae; Streptophyta; Magnoliopsida; Apiales; Apiaceae. Gene Ontology annotation, molecular function: kinase binding; calcium ion binding. The record is from RefSeq and is a predicted model, not a curated record. The transcript is spliced from 9 exons.